CCGGCUCCAGGCGGCGGAACCUCCGCACGGGGCUCGCGCGCUUCCGGCCGGCGCCUUUUCCCAGGGACGCAGCCAACCCCUCGCACCCCCGCGCCCGCGCCCCCAGUCCCCGCGUCCCCGGCGCCGCCGGCCCGGAGCUGCCCGGAAGUCUCGGUUCCGCCGCCGGCGCUCGCCAGGGGAAGCCCGGGGCCGCCCGGGACCUCGGCCCGCUCCUCCGGACCCGAGAGGCCGCCGCACGGGCUGCCGCUCCAGAUGCUGCUGCUGCCGCCGCGGCCACCCCACCCUCGGUCCUCCUCUCCGGAGGCCAUGGACCCACCGCCCCCCAAGGCUCCCCCUUUCCCCAAGGCGGAAGGCCCUUCCUCCUCUCCUUCCUCGGCGGCGGGGCCCCGACCCCCGCGGCUGGGCCGCCACCUCCUCAUCGACGCCAAUGGGGUCCCCUACACAUACACGGUGCAGCUGGAGGAGGAGCCCCGGGGCCCGCCCCAGCGCGAGGCGCCCCCAGGAGAGCCCGGCCCUCGCAAGGGCUACAGCUGCCCGGAGUGCGCCCGUGUCUUUGCCAGCCCUCUGCGGCUGCAGAGCCACCGCGUGUCGCACUCGGACCUCAAGCCCUUCACGUGCGGCGCCUGCGGCAAGGCCUUCAAGCGCUCCAGCCACCUGUCGCGGCAUCGCGCCACGCACCGCGCCCGCGCCGGGCCGCCGCACACCUGCCCGCUCUGCCCACGCCGCUUCCAAGACCCAGCGGAGCUGGCGCAGCACGUGCGCCUCCACUAAGCUCGAGACCCGGCUUGAGCUGCCCUGCCCCUCUCAGGGCCACGAAGUCCGACCCACACAGCGUCACUCACUCCCACACACACUCCCUGGCUCCGCUGAGGUUACUGCCUUACCCUGGGCCUCAGUUUCCCCACCUUCCAAAAGGAGGAGCAUCAUUCUUUCCUUACCCCCUUUCUAGCUGUGUGAUGUAGACCAAAGUCGUUGCCCCUCCCUGGGCCUGGGAACCAGUCGGAACUGGGUUCCGGUCCAGCUGUGCUGUGUGAGCCUUUGCAAGUGACAUGACCUCUCUAAACCUUGGUUUUCCGCUCUCUGGAGCGGUGAACCGGUGGUUGUCUGUGGGGAAGAGAUGAUAAAGAGCACGGGCACGGUCUGGUUCAUUUCUGUAUCUACCCCCCUUCCGCCCACGCCCCCUACCCUUUGCUCAAUAAACAUUCCGCACUUCAUUUUCAAGCUCUUCCUUGCGUGUGCGUGCGCGUUGGGUGCGGGGGGGUGGAGACCGGAUCUUCCUCGCUUGGGUACUUUUCUCUCGGUGUGUGUUUCUGGCCGGAGCCGUUUCGCGACGGCCCGGGCGCCCCGCCCCCACCUUCCUUCCCUAGACCCUUUCCUCUCCCUUCGGCUUCUCUCUUUCGGCCGGCGCCGCCAGCUCCUGGGGCACACCCAGAGGUCCCCUUCCCGCCGCCGCCUGCAACUGCGAGGGUAGCCCGGGGCCGCUUGGAGUCGCCCGGACCUGAGAGGCUGCUGCACUGGGCCUCAGCCAGCCCUCCGGAUGCUGGUGCUGCCAUCCCCCUGCCCUCAGCCUCUGGCAUUUUCCUCCGUUGAGACCAUGGAGGGCCCUCCCCGUCGGACAUGCCGCUCCCCAGAACCUGGACCUUCCUCCUCCAUCGGAUCUCCCCAGGCUUCAUCUCCUCCCAGGCCCAACCACUACCUGCUCAUUGAUACUCAGGGUGUCCCCUACACAGUGCUGGUGGACGAGGAGUCGCAGAGGGAGCCAGGGGCCAGUGGGGCUUCAGGCCAGAAAAAGUGCUACAGCUGCCCCGUGUGCUCAAGGGUCUUCGAAUACAUGUCCUACCUUCAGCGACACAGCAUCACCCACUCGGAGGUAAAGCCCUUCGAGUGCGACAUCUGUGGGAAGGCGUUCAAGCGCGCCAGCCACUUGGCACGGCACCAUUCCAUUCACCUGGCGGGUGGUGGGCGGCCCCACGGCUGCCCGCUCUGCCCUCGCCGCUUCCGGGAUGCGGGUGAGCUGGCCCAGCACAGCCGGGUGCACUCCGGGGAACGCCCGUUUCAGUGUCCACACUGCCCUCGCCGCUUUAUGGAGCAGAACACACUGCAGAAACACACGCGGUGGAAGCAUCCAUGAGCCGGGCUGCCGGGUGCCCCAGGCACCACAGGACUUUGCAGGGAGCCUGGACUCCUGUCCAGACACCUGGUGAGAGCCCGAGGCUGGUGUGCAGGGCCCUGGACACAGGCACAGAGCAGCCGCAUCUCCAAGGCAGAGCCCUGCCUGAACGAGGAAUCCGUGAGUAGUCUUCAGGUCCUCCGUGUUCUGGAGCUGAGAUGGGAAUGAGCCCCUACACAAAAUGGAGUCCUCUAGCCUAAAGAUACCAGCUGUUGCAUGGCAGAGCCUCGACUGGAUGGGGGUGGGGAGUGUCGUGUGUAAAGUCUCUGGCCUCAUAAAAGAUGGCUGUGGGUCAUCAGGAAUCUGCCAUCUUCCUGAGGCUUCUGUGCUGUUGUUGGGGAAGGGACCCCAGUCCUGCCUUCCACCCCCCAACCAGGCCUGAGACCGAUCAAACAAUAAACGUGUU
Molecule: messenger RNA, 2576 nt
Organism: Piliocolobus tephrosceles (Ugandan red Colobus)
Lineage: Eukaryota; Metazoa; Chordata; Mammalia; Primates; Cercopithecidae
Gene: ZNF580
Product: zinc finger protein 580
Exons: 3
Coding region: 253-771 (172 amino acids)
Biological process (GO): regulation of gene expression
Cellular component (GO): nucleus
Source: RefSeq, a predicted model, not a curated record